Messenger RNA from Baudoinia panamericana UAMH 10762, 1188 nucleotides. RefSeq lists its product as uncharacterized. The transcript has a single exon. Bases 1 to 1188 code for a protein of 395 amino acids. The record is from RefSeq and is a predicted model, not a curated record. Gene Ontology annotation, biological process: post-translational protein targeting to membrane, translocation. Gene Ontology annotation, cellular component: endoplasmic reticulum; endoplasmic reticulum membrane. Lineage: Eukaryota; Fungi; Ascomycota; Dothideomycetes; Mycosphaerellales; Teratosphaeriaceae.
AUGGCGCCCCUUCAGCCCGGUCAACAACCGACACCAGAGCAGAUGCGCCAGAUGCAGAUGCAGAUAGCAGCAGAGGCGAGAAAGGCCGGCCUCUCCGUCCCACAGUACAUCGAACGAGUGAAGCAGCAAGCGAUGCAGCAACAUCAACAGCGCAUGCAGAUGCAGCAACAAAUGCAGCAGCAGCAACAAGCGGCACAGAGUCAAGGCCAGCCCGGUGGUGCACAACCCGGCCAGCAAGUACCCAUCCAACCCGGGCCACCCAAACCAGAAGCAUUAGCUGUUGCAAAGUUCCUACGAGGCCAAAAUCUCAAGCUAAGAACGUGCAUUUUUCAGGAGAAGCGGAAAGACAUGUUCAAGGUCAAGCGUGCAAUCCGAGCUCUACAUUCUCCCGCAUAUGAGAAGGCACGCAAGAAGAAUCCUCUUCUACCGGAAGUGAAGGACCGAGUCACGGCAGAAAACACGUUCAAGUUGCUACCAAUGUCAUUACUCGCGCUCCGUGUCAGCAAGAUUGACCCACAUGAAGGCCACAAUCAUGCGAAGAAGAAGCGCGUCAAAGGCUUGUGGACCGUAAAGGUAGAGCCUCAGCAGGAGGCCAGCGAUGAAUACUACUACGUCUGGCUCUAUGAAGGCUCGCAGUGGAAGAACAAGCUCUACGCCGUGCUUGCACUCCUUGGCAUUCUCACGGUGGUCUUCUUCCCUGUCUGGCCUUACUAUCUACGUCUCGGAGUCUGGUACCUGAGUAUGGCUAUGCUAGGACUGCUCGGUCUAUUCUUCGCCAUGGCCAUCUUCCGGCUAAUCUUGUUCGUGGUGACGAUGUUCGCAACACCACCAGGAUUGUGGCUGUUCCCGAAUCUGUUCGAGGAUGUGGGCUUCUUUGACAGCUUCAAGCCGCUCUGGGCAUGGCACGAGGACGAGAAGGCGAUCAAGCGGAGAAAGAAGGCGGAGAGGGAACGGAAGAAGGCAAAGAGAGAAGCGCGAGGAGGCGGAAAGACGGAGGGUGGCGAAAAGGGUGAGCCGAAAUCGAGUGGCAAGGCCGCUGCGAAAUCGGAAGACACCACGGCUACUAAGACUCAGCAGCCAGCACCCCUGGAGGAUGCGCCGACCGCGGCAGCUAUCCAAGUAAGUGGUGUUGUAGCAGGAGAGCACCAGGGCUUGAGCCCGCGCGUUGAGGAGGUUGAGGACGACUGA